Messenger RNA from Camelina sativa (false flax), 939 nucleotides. The record is from RefSeq and is a predicted model, not a curated record. Lineage: Eukaryota; Viridiplantae; Streptophyta; Magnoliopsida; Brassicales; Brassicaceae.
UCAAAUAUCUCUUCACCUACUAUCAAAUUCACCAUCUCUCUCUCUCUCUCGCUCUCUAUCUCUCCCCACUCUUUUCUCUCCCUAUAUUGCUAAACAAUAAACCCUACUUAUUCUGAAAAUGGAAGCCACGAUCUUCGGGAAAAGAAGAAGCUCAUCAUCAAGCAUAUCGAUGCACAAACAGUCAUACUCGAUAACCAAAUCGAAGCCAAAGAUCCGAAUAAUUCACAUAUUUGCUCCUGAGAUCAUCAAGACCGACGUUGCUAACUUCCGUGAGCUCGUUCAAAGCCUUACCGGCAAACCAGAGGACGUUCAGAAAGCUUCCAAAGCAAAACCUAUAAGAGAUCUUCAUCGUCUUCACCGUCAAGUACAAGACAUGAUCAGCACAGAGAAACUAAGAGAACCUGAGCAGCAUUGUGAUGAUCAAGGCUUCUGCUUAAACUCAGAAGAGAUCUCCAUGACUUGGAACGGUAACAAUGUCGCUGGUGAGAGCUCCGGAGGUUUCUUGAAUGGUUUGGGAGAUUUCGAAGGGUUUAUUCAAGAACUUGGUGAAUUUCCGUAUUUGCCCUUGUCUUCAAUGGAUGCUUCUGCUUCUUCUAAUUCCUCUUCUUCCUCUCAUUUACAUGGUGGAUCAGUUUUCUCAGAUUCUCACCACCAAUUCGUGUAACUCUGUCUCUCGAAUGAUGUAUUUUUUUUUUUCUUUUUAAAUGGUACGUCUUAUAUUUUGUUUAUUAGGUUUUUGUGGAAAUGAAUUUAAUUUAUUACAUUUUCGUUUAGUUUUGUUUUGAGGAAAAGCUUGGACUCCUUUCAUGCUUCCCUUAAAGGUCUCUUAUGAUUUGUUCAUUGUGAUAAACAUGUGAUCCCAAUGUCUGUUUUAAAUUUGUAUGUUUACUGACAAAGAAAAUUAUGUAUCAUACUGGAAGGAUGAUGAUAUGUAAAAUU